Molecule: messenger RNA, 744 nt
Organism: Miscanthus lutarioriparius
Lineage: Eukaryota; Viridiplantae; Streptophyta; Magnoliopsida; Poales; Poaceae
Source: the annotation of a GenBank genome assembly
AUGGGUGGUGGGAGCCGAGCCCUUUCCCUCUCCUCCCUCUGCGCCGCCGCCAAGCCCCCGCAGCACCCCUUCCCCUUCGCCCCGGCCCACCGCGCGCUCCCCCACCGCCUCGCCGCCGCCAUGUCCUCCUCGUCCUCCCCGACCCCCGCCGCCCCCGCCGCAUCGGGCGACGCCGGGGCCCCGGCCCCGGACCCUUCGGCGUCCAGCGCCAUCGAUUUCCUCACGCUCUGCUACCGCCUCAAGACGACCAAAAGGGCGGGCUGGGUGAAGCGCGGGGUGCAGGCCCCCGAGUCGGUGGCCGACCACAUGUACCGGAUGGGCGUCAUGGCGCUCGUCGCGGCCGAUCUACCCGGCGUCGACCGCGACAGGUGUGUCAAGAUGGCGAUUGUGCACGACAUUGCAGAAGCAAUUGUUGGUGACAUCACCCCUUCUGAUGGUGUACCCAAGGAAGAGAAGAGCCGCAGGGAGAAAGAAGCACUGGACCAUAUGUGUGAGCUGCUUGGUGGAGGUUCAAGAGCACAAGAAAUUCGUGAACUUUGGAUGGAGUAUGAGGAAAAUGCGUCUUUGGAAGCAAAGGUUGUCAAAGAUUUUGACAAGAUUGAGAUGAUACUUCAAGCUCUGGAGUAUGAAAAGGAGCAAGGACGGGACCUUGAAGAAUUCUUCCAAUCAACAGCAGGGAAAUUUCAGACAGACAUGGGAAAAGCAUGGGCAGCGGAGAUUGCAUCGAGAAGAAAAACAAAGUGA